CCCAGUGCCCCUAUUGUGGGACCGAUGACGUUGACAUCAACACCACAACAAGGGGGACAUGCUUGAAAGCUGUCAUGCGUUGCAAGUGUGGGAGGGAACGGUCUUGGCACAGCCAACCUUGGCUGGGGGGCCGACCACUGGGGAACUUCCUGGUCUGCUCUGCAAUUCUCUUCUCAGCUGUGAACAUCUCAAAAGCGUUUAGGAUGUUUGAGCUUAUGAAGAUGGCAACACUUACAAUGUCUCAGUACUUUCGAACGCAGAAGGAGCACCUCUUUCCUGCUGUGAAUGAUGUCUACCUCAUGAGCCAAGCAGAGAUCCUUGACCAGCUUCGGCCACUGCCCCUGACCCUUGCCGGGGAUGGCAGGUGCGACUCACCCGGCCACACUGCAUUGUAUGGCACCUACACGCUUCUGGAGACUGCAGCCAACCGUAUCGUGCACUUCGAGUUGGUUAAGUCUACUGAGGUCAGCAGCAGCAAUGCAAUGGAAGCCUAUGGUCUACAGAAAUACCUCGCCUUUCUCGAGGUACAUGACAUGACUGUGGACACCCUGGUCACUGACCGCCAUUCUGGCAUCAAAGCCAUGCUAAGGCGACUGUGCCCACACAUAAAGCACAGAUUUGAUGUGUGGCAUGUUGUCAAAGGAGUCAUGAAAAAGCUCUUGGCUCUCAGUCGCUCAACGAAACACCAAGUUGUGCAGCUCUGGAUUGAUAGCUUGACGAGACAUGCGUAUUGGUGUCCGCGUACAAGCGGGGAUGAUGGGGACCUAUGUCUUGCAAAGUGGGUGUCAGCAGUUAACCACAUUGUUGACAUCCAUGAGCACGACAACCCGUUGUACCCGAUUUGCUACCACGGCGCACUUUCUGAACCACGACAAUGGCUCAGAGAAGAAAAAGCAGUUGCAACAGAGCAAGUAGAGAUGAUCUACAACCCCUGCCCAUGCGUGCAAGAGCACCUCAUAGCUAGUGAUCAGGCAGGCAUGGGCCUGUCUGACUGCCUACCUGCUUGGCUGGAAGCCAUGGUUGGUGGGUGUUUUUGCAUCUCUCUGGCAUAAGCAAAGGUGUUAAAAAUGCGAAACUCAAAUACCAAAUACAUGAGCACAGCAGAUGCAUGGCACUAUGCCUGGAGAAUAGGGUCAAGGACUUUUAGUAUCUGAGAGAUAACUAGAUUCUUUUCUGUUGAGAAACUGUUUGUCUAUCAGUUGUGAACUUUUAUACGCACUAAGAAAUCCAGCACAUGCCCCUUUUUUAUUUCUUUUUUGCCUGUAGACAACUGCAGAUUAUCAGUUUGUCGUUCGCAGUAUAUUUGAAAUUAUCACUGCAGAAACGUAGGGGCUGUAACCUUUCAGUGUAUAUGAUGAACAUUUCAAGCACCUGACAACACACAAUUGUAGACACAGAGACGUACAGGCGAGUCCAGGACAUCCUGUUGUCACCUGUACU
Molecule: messenger RNA, 1440 nt
Organism: Ornithodoros turicata
Lineage: Eukaryota; Metazoa; Arthropoda; Arachnida; Ixodida; Argasidae
Exons: 5
Coding region: 75-1052 (325 amino acids)
Source: RefSeq, a predicted model, not a curated record